Messenger RNA from Ixodes scapularis (black-legged tick), 2276 nucleotides. RefSeq lists its product as uncharacterized. The record is from RefSeq and is a predicted model, not a curated record. The coding region runs from base 39 to 2276 and encodes 745 amino acids. NCBI's taxonomy places the organism in Eukaryota, Metazoa, Arthropoda, Arachnida, Ixodida, Ixodidae. The transcript is spliced from 12 exons.
GGCGGAUUGGCGUCAUGUGAAAAAGUUUGACGGGGGAGAUGCGCAGUCCAUGGACUGAGCUCGCCCUCCCGAUCUGGACCGCGUGGACGUUGUGCCUGGUCAUCGACGUCAGGACGGAGGGACAGUCCAGGGAGUUGCCCAGCCUACGCGAUGUCCAGUUCUGGGACAAGACACCAGCGCCGAACAGAAACGAGCAGUGUCCCCAGGGCGAAGACACGAUCACCUUCGAGAAGACGGUAGCCAUGAAGCCCAGUUCCCGUCGGCUGUCGCCCAUGUUCGCACCGCGAGAGAACUUCCCGUCCCACGGCGGCGUCACCUCGGACUGCCUGCGCCGCUGUCAGGCGUCUCCGAGGUGCCUGGGCGUCGUGGUGAACUACGAGCACAACGCCUGCUUCGCGGCGACGGCCCUGAACGACGACGAAGUGGCGUCGACGCUCGGAGCCGCCGACCAACCGAUGGUUCCCGCUUCGGACAGGUCCAACUACUUCGCCAAGAUGUGCGUGCACGGGCCGACGUGCGACAAGGACUGGGCCAUGGAACGCGUGCCGGGCAAGGAGCUGAGGGGCUUCGACGAACGCGUGGUGUCCGGUGUGCCUAGCUGUCAGCGUUGCCAGGAGCUCUGCCUGCACGAGUCCUCGUUCCCGUGCCGGUCCGGGGAGUUCGACGCGAGGGCCCGGGAGUGCCGCCUCAGCGUCCAGGACAGGAGGGCGCAGCCGGCCGCCUUCGGACCCGCGCAGGGGCCGCACGUCCACUACUUCGAGAACCUCUGCUUGCCGCAGCCCUCUGGCAGCAACUGUGACUUCGAUCUGCACAAGGACGUGGACCUGCGGAGGCCCGACCAAGUGCGUAGUGCGUUCAGCGCCGACCAGUGUCGCUCCAUGUGCGAGUCCUGCCAGGAGUUCGCUUGUCGGAGCUUCAGCUUCUCGCCCACCACGGGCCUCUGCUCCAUGUCUGGAGACGACACCGUCAGCAUCGGGGGCUUCGCGCUACGCGUCACUCCCGGCACGGGAUACUACCAGAAACCGUCCUGCCCCGACCCAGUCCAGUUGUCCUGCACGCGGGAGUCCAUGGCCCUGACGCUGCGCACCAAGGAUCCGUUCGGCGGUCGCAUCUAUCCUCGGGACGAGACACCCGGCUGUGAGGUUCAGGGCCGCGGUCUGAGAGAGACGACCCUGGUGAUGGGACUCCUCGAUCGGCGCUGCGGAGUCUCCGAGGACGAUCGCGGUCGCUUCACGAGUACCAUCGUGAUCCAGCAUCACCCGGUGAUCCAGCAAAAGGGGGACAGGGUCGUGAAGCUCUUCUGCGUCUUCGACACGGCAAAUCGCACCGUCACCAACACGUACAAGGUCCUGGUCGGGGGUGCCGGGUCCUCCGGUCGGUCUCCCGGCGUGGUGAACGCCACGGCCCCUUCGCCCAACGUCCGGCUCCGGAUCACAGACCGGAGCGGAGCAGACGUGGCCGGCGCCAGGCUCGGGGACGAGCUCUUCCUCAGAAUCGAGAUGGACGACGACAGUGUGUUUGGAAUCUUCGCCCGAAACCUGGUAGCCACCAGCGGUCAGAACGACGACUCCAUUGUACUCAUCGAUAGCGCCGGCUGCCCAACCGAUCGUAACAUCUUCCCUGCACUCGAGCCCAACGUGGGCGACAAGUCCAGGGGCUUGCAGAGUCGAUUCGAGGCCUUCAAGUUCGCGGACGACGUGGUCGUUCGUUUCCAGGUGACCGUCCAGUUCUGUCUGCACGAGUGCGCGCCAGUCGCGUGCAGCCCGGCCCAGCCGGGCUCGGCGACGUCGUUCGGGAAACGACGACGCCGUCGCAUGCACUCACGUCGGCGCUGGCUCGAGACCCGGAGUCGAAGGGCCGCUGCGCCAGUCUCGACCACGACGACGACCAGCACCACAACGAGGAGCCCCCUGAAACAGGCCGGUCAGCCGACCAUGCUGCCGGAGUAUCCGCUGCAACGGGAGAUCAUCGUGCAGGGCAUUGGUGGAAGGGGGUCCGACUCGGGCAUCUACACCAGCCGGGACAGGCCCUCCAAGGCUGACUCGAGGAUGGUGUGCGCCACACCCAGCGUCCUGACGGCGGCCGUGGUGGCUGCGUUCCUGGUGCAGCUGGCCCUCUUCGCGGCCUGCCUGUCCUGCGUGGCCCUGGCGCGGCGCUGCGGCAGCAAGCGGCACGACAUACCGCGCAGCGUCGACGACGACGAAGAGAGCGACACGGUGACCCGCGUCACCGCCACUAGCGUACCCAGACGCGUGUGGACGUCGUCUUUCCGCUGA